AUGGGUUGUGUUGCCUCAAGGCUACAAGACGAAGAGGAAGUUGUGUCCAUCUGUAGAGAUAGAAAGCGCCAAAUCAAACGAGCCGUUGAGAGAAGGUAUGCUCUUGCAGAUGCACAUUACAAGUAUUUUCAGUCUCUUUAUGGAGUCUCGGCGGCCAUAAACCUCUUCGUGGCCCGCCAUUCUCCUGCGCCGCUGUACAUUACAAUCCCAUCGCCGGCGCCGGAGAAAAACGCAGUCGUCUCAAACCCUUUAUUCCUCAAGCAAAACCCAUCUGAGCCAAGCAAAAAGGCCGUACCUAGCGACUCAUGCAGUUCUUCUAGAAGCUCUGCCUCCGAAGAACACAGGCCCCUCGAAAAAAGUGAAAAUAGAAAUAAAAAAAAUGACGAAGAAGAAGAAAAUGAAGAAAAAGAGAAGAUUUGUGGGUAUUUCUACAUGGACAUGCCUCGGAGCAACACAAUGGCCUCACCACAGAGGGGUUUCGAGUGGGAUUUUUUCAACCCUUUCGAAAAUGUGGCAAUGGCGGCGCCUGAGAUGAUAAAUGUUUAUAAUAAUAUCAAUAGGAAUAUUUCAGAGGAGGAUUUGAGAGCUGUGAGGGAAGAAGAAGGGAUACCGGAGCUGGAGGAUGAGAGAGAAUGUGCGGUUGAGAGCAAGAGGAGUGAUUUGGAGAAGGAGAAGGAAAAUGGAGCUGAAGUUGUGGAGAGUGAAGUGGGUGGUGCUAAAAUGCACCGGGCUGAGGAAAGGCAAAACGAGGUUUUGAAUGCUUUGAAGGACAUUGAAGAUCAUUUUAUGGUAGCUUAUGAUGCUGGAAAGGAAGUUUCCAGAAUGUUGGAGUGUAAUAGGGUUCAUUUGCAGUCUAAUAUGGAGGAAAUUAAAGACAUGUGUGAAGGAGAUGAGAUCAGAAGGAUUUAUGAGAGGAAAUGCAAUCAUCUUAGGAAUCAAGAUGUAAGAGGAGAUGAAGAACUUACAGUCGACAAAAGCCGAGCUGCAGUUAAGGAUCUUUACAGCAGGAUCCUUAACAAGAUCAUAUUCGAAGUAAAAACCUUCACAUGCCCUUCGUACCGUAAAUUCUGCAACGAGUCUCACCGUCUCGCGACCCUCCAGCUCGAAACCGAGCUCCUCAACUGGCGCUCGUGUUUCAACGUGUAUGUCCAGGCCCAAAGGAGAUACAUCGAGGCCCUUUACAGAUGGCUCUCCAAAUUCGUGGGCCCUGAAGUCAAAUACUGCUCUCGGGCCCAUUCCCCUCCUCCGCGUCUCUCGGGCGGGCCCCACCUCCUCGGCAUUUGCCACGACUGGCUGGAUUUUGUGAGUAAUCUUCCGGAUAGAUCGGUUUCGCUUGCGAUAAGAGUCUGUGCUAAGGAUGUUCGGGCCUUGUGGGCCCAACAAGGAGAGGAGCAAAUGCAGAAGAGGAAAGUUGAUGGGUUGUCCAAAGAGUUUGAACGAAAGAUUUCAGCUUUUCAGAAGGCUGAGAGUGGUAGGGUGUUUUUUCAUUUGAGGCUGACUGAUGGGAGUAGUAAUGGGCUUGGAGAGGAGGAGGAGGAUCGGGCCGGGUCUUGGCCCGAUUGUAAGGAUACUGUGGAGGAGUUUAGGAGAAAGGUUGAGCUGGAGAAGGAGAAGCAUGUUAAGUGCAUGCAGGAAACUGAGAGGCUCACACUGAACGGUUUUCAGACGGGGUUUUGUAGGGUUUUUGAUAGUAUGAGCGAAUUUUCACGGGCGGUUUUGAAAAUGUAUAACGAGCUGAUUGCUGUUGAGAAUGGCGGGAAGGUUUGUACAGAGAGCGGGCAAGUUGAAAAUGAUUAUGACCCUCCAAGGGUUAGGUACAAGGAGAUCAAUAAUUGCGAGAAGAGUAUAAAUUCGCUCACAACAGUAGCCGGAGAGUGUACUCCCAUAAAGGGGACAAUAUCAACCUGGAGCCAGUUUUCCACUGCUGAGCCAACCACUGCACCAGCCACGAGCCCUCCAAUUUAUAAAGAUGCCCCAAAGCCAGUGGCUAAAAUGAGCCCAGGUACAUCAGCUCCAAGCCCCAUAAACCCCAACAUGCACUCCUAUCUCGCUAGUGGAUGGUGCCUCAACCAAGAC
This is a messenger RNA of Striga asiatica, 2076 nucleotides long. The record is from the annotation of a GenBank genome assembly. Lineage: Eukaryota; Viridiplantae; Streptophyta; Magnoliopsida; Lamiales; Orobanchaceae.